Coffea eugenioides is the source of this 408-nucleotide messenger RNA. Its product is annotated as flowering-promoting factor 1-like protein 3. Gene Ontology annotation, biological process: regulation of flower development. NCBI's taxonomy places the organism in Eukaryota, Viridiplantae, Streptophyta, Magnoliopsida, Gentianales, Rubiaceae. The transcript has a single exon. The record is from RefSeq and is a predicted model, not a curated record. Bases 1 to 303 code for a protein of 100 amino acids.
AUGUCAGGUGUGUGGGUUUUCAGGAAUGGUGUCCUUCGACUUGUCGAGAACCCUGGUGACUCUCGUAAGGCGUUAGUCCACGUCCCAAGCAAUGAAGUCAUCACAUCCUAUGCUGUCCUCGAAAGAAAGCUAUCAGCCUUAGGUUGGGAGAGGUACCAUGAUGAUCCUGAACUCCUUCAGUUCCAUAAAAGAUCCACGAUUCACCUCAUCUCCCUUCCCAAAGACUUCAGCAAGUUCAAGUCCAUGCACAUGUAUGAUAUUGUCGUCAAGAAUCGCAACGAAUUCGAAGUUAGAGAUAUGUGAUUUUUAGUCUUUAAGUUAUUAGUCACUUGAGUCUAUCUAUAUUCACUUGGUUUUGGGUGUGGUAAUCUUAGUUUGCUUUCGUUUUCUCUUGGGUGUGGUAAUCUU